Messenger RNA from Caenorhabditis sp. 36 PRJEB53466, 609 nucleotides. The record is from the annotation of a GenBank genome assembly. Lineage: Eukaryota; Metazoa; Nematoda; Chromadorea; Rhabditida; Rhabditidae.
AUGAAGACGACUCUCCUCCUCUUUGUGUUUCCUUUUGUUUCGACUCUGUCUUCUUCGAGCGAUGAAAGCCCGGCAGUUGGUUCGUCCAGAGGCAAACGGCAGGUUUACUACUUGUGCGGCAACUUUCCCAAUCAGUACCUCAGUCUGACGCGUGAGUGCUUCAGAGCUUGAGCCCGCCCGACAUAAAAGUUUUCAGCGUGUAACAACGGCUGCAGCACGUGCGGAUGUCAGGCAACUUGCAGCACUUCCAGCUACUGCCAGCAGAUUCGCAGCAAUUGGAGGUGCAUCAACGGAUGCUGCAGGGUCCCUUCCUACGAGCCGACUCUCCCUCCGACUACAACCAGUGCACCCACGAACCCGAACCCUGUGUGUGGUGGUCGUGAAACUUCCGGAGGAUACUGCAGAUCCGGAAACCUGUGUGGAAGCGGAUACCUGUGCACGGACAACAACGUCUGCUGCAGAUGCACUUACGGAACUUCCAUUGGUAAAUGGUUCUUCGUGUCCUCCAUCCUAAACUCCAACUAUUCAGGACCAUGCGUGAACGGCCAGUGUCCGGACAAGACGUACUGCUCUCCGACGAACAAUUGUUGUCCGUAUUUGGUUCAAUGA